Messenger RNA from Peronospora matthiolae, 381 nucleotides. Lineage: Eukaryota; Oomycota; Peronosporomycetes; Peronosporales; Peronosporaceae. The record is from the annotation of a GenBank genome assembly.
AUGUUCCAUCUUGACUCAAACUAUCAACACAAGGUCUUUGUCAAUGAACCCGAUUUCUAUCUCCGCCGGCCGAUGCGGGGGACGAUCAACGGGGUGGUUACUGUGCUCCGCUCUGACCUUCCGCGUUUCGACUCAGCGGCUGAAGUCACCCAUCUCACAGUCGAUGGGCGCUAUCUUGUCGUGCGCGUGAUUGUUGAAGGUUUGCCACAAUACCUUCACAACGUGUACGCACCAGUGGAUCGCCAGGAGAAACACAAGUUCUUCUCGAGUUUGGCAACGAAUGAAUUUGUAAUCCGAGCAACCCAUCUUGGGCUGGGGGAUCUCAGUACAUCCCUGGACCCCGACUCGACCCGUCGACUCUGGACCUGUGUUAUGACCUAG